UAUAUAUGCAGUAUUGUUUUACUUUGAAAUGUUAGUUUUGAUCUUUUAUUACCAUCUACAUAUACAUAUAUAUAUAUAAUAUAUAUACAUAUAUAUAUAUGUAUAUACAUAUACAUAUACAUAUACAUGUAAACAUAUACAUUUGAAUGACCAUUUGUCUAUUUGAGAAACUGACCCGAAUGCUAACCAGCUACAUGAUGCACACACACACUCAUGUAAUUCUCCCUGUUAUUAUUUUAUUGGUCUUGAACAUGUCUGAGUUGAAGGUAUCUUUAAUUGCAGGGCAUGAUUGAAAUCUCAUAUCCAUCACGUACUGUUAAAAUAGUUGCUGGGUCAUUUAGCUCUGCCGGCAUUCCUCGCUACAUAAUAUACAUAUAUAUAUAUAUUGAGGCCAAAGAAAAACCAGAGGAUUAUAUUGUGAAAGGCUUCGCCGGAAGAGGCUCCGUGUGGGAGUGUCACAGGGAGAGUGAACGCCGGUUGUAUGCGGCUUUCUCCACAGCGCUCAACCGCAGCCUACCGACACGGUGCCUGGCCCGUUAUUCCACCCGCUUUACUCUCACUUCGUAUCGGCUGUUCGCGCGUGUGUAGCCCGGAGCCAUGGCUGCCCGCUUCCUGUGGUCGCUCUGCCUGGUGCUGGCGCUGCUGCUGCCGCCGGGAGUCUCGUCUCAGGACUUUGACCUGUCCGACGCUCUGGACGAUGGCAGUGAUCCAGCGACCCCGUCACCAAAGCCGGCGAAGCCAGCAGCUCCAGCUGCAGGAGGAGGAGGAGGAGACUUUAAACUGGAGGACUUACAAGAUCUCGAUGGUGCCACCACCACCACCACCACCACGACCACCACCAAAGCCCCACCCAAGGUCGUGCCCAAGGCCCCAGUGAAGCCUAAACCCAAGCCAGCUGCAGAUGACUUGGACCUGGCUGAUGCCUUGGACCCCAACAAUGACAUUGGUGGCAAGGAUAAAAUCAAGGGGCAGGGAGGUGGAUUCUCCGAUGACGACCUGUUCGAUGUCGGCAAAGACGAUAGCUACAAACCCGAUAAAGGCAAAGGUGGACGUCCCAGUGGUGACAAGGACCAAGUCAACCAGUAUGACGACAACGGUGAGACCACAGCAGAAGUGGGCACCAUUGCAGGGAUCGUUAGUGCGGUUACCGUGGCGCUGAUUGCCGCAAUCACCAGCUACGUCUCCUACCAGAAGAAGAAGCUGUGCUUCGGUCUACAACAGAGCCUGAACACUGACAUGGUGAAAGCGGAGAACCCUGAGUCCGUGGUGGCUACAGAACCACAAGUCCAACAGACUCUUCUGGAGCCGCCCAACACUGAACCACCCACUGAAGAGAAUGCUGUGUAACACACACACACACUCUCACUCACACACACACUCUCACUCACACACACACACACACACACACACACACUCUCUCAUUCAAAUACACAUACGCAUACACACACACACACUUUGUAGUCCUUUUGAGCUGAACGUGAACAGAUCUUUUUUGGGUAUUCUCGGCUGAAAACGUGUCCCACGGUGUAUCGAACCUUGCCAAAUGUGCGUGUAUAUAUUUAUUUAUUGUUUACGGUUCGAGCACCACUGACGGUGUUGGUUAGUGAUCCAGCCUUCAGCAUGAACUCAGAGUUUGAGUUGAUGUAUUAGUUUUAUUAUACGUUGGAGAAAGAAACUCUUCUUUGAGUUCACAGAGUCACUUGGAGCUGGUUAAGUUUACAGAUUGAUUUGGUUGAGUUUGAGGACACAGAUUAGUGAAUUACAGCAUGACGAGAGUCUCUGAGUCUGACGUGAACCGCCCAGUCCGAUCCUCUUUUUGUUUCCUCCAGAAUAAUGAAAGUCGUGUUCGAGCUAUCAGCAAUAUCUCAUGUCCUGACUUUGAAUGGAAUUUAGCAGGUUGUCCCUUUCGACACAUGACUGAUGUCACUUUUGUUUGAUGCGGUGACGGAAAUUAAAUGUAAACUGUAACAAGCGGAAUCACAGAGAGUGAGAUUAAGAACUUUUGACGAUAUUCCCCAGAUUUGCCUUGUAGCAACUUUUUAUGUAACCAUAAAUCACAGUGAUGAAAAGAUUAGGUCGUCAACCAUUAUCACAGUCAGUGUUACUCCAUAGUACUCAUAGAACUCAGGUUACUUCACGUGACUAAAAAGGAUUCGGAGCGCUCUGACCUCUGACCUCCGCCGAUAGGCCGUUCCCAUCAGUGAAAAAAGUGAUGUGUAUCGACCUUGUGAUCCAGAUCCGUUGUUUGUUCUCCAAACUUCAUGAACAUCACCCCGGUACUUUUUAUUUGCUGACACACUAACAAUGUGAGUUUCUCUUAUUCCUACGUGUGACUUUAUCAUUUAGUUUAGUUCAUUUUUCAGUUUACUCAAGUAUCAUUACGAGGUUAUCUGUGAUUGUGAUGAUAAUGUGAUCAAUUACCAUUGUGAAUUGAAGUUUCCCGGAGAGGUGUAACUACAUGUUGACCCUCUUGGUACAUGGACCCUUCAAUGGGCGCCACAUUGAGCUGAUGAAGUCCACGAGUGGGACGUACCUCAAAGCUUCUGUUGACACCAUGUGACAGUUGCAUCACUAGUUGCAUCACUAGUUGCAUCACUAGUUGCAUCACUAGUUGCAUCAUUAGUUGCAUCACUAGUUGCGACGCGUUGCUUCAUGUACACCCUCACGUCGUCCCUCUUCAUGUACAACGUUGCCUUAUUCUGAUCUUUUUGCAGUGGGGAAUAAAUAAGGCGUCCAAACAUUUCUGUCUACUUACAACCUGUGACUUUUUAUAGUGUAAAUAUUAAUUUUUUUGGUUUGUUUUUUAAAUGAUAAUGCUUAAUGACGGGAGCCUGGCUUGGUUUUUUAGAAAGUGAUGAUGUUGAAAUAGUUAUGAUUAGAGUAGUUAAGUCAAGUAAUAACAACCCAAUAAAAAAAAAAGAUUGUAUUGAAGUUCAGAAAACGUAACGACUCCCCACACUUGUAGCAUGUAGCAUACAAACAAUGCUAGCGAACUCAGCACUCACUUGUGUGCCUAUUUGAAGAGAUUUCCUUCAGUGAGAAGCUAUUUGAGAAUAACCUCCACACUGGCAAAGAAAUGCUAAUAUGUACAAAAGUAGCAUGACGCGAAACACAAAAGCGAAAAAGUUUUCCCACGGUGGAGCCCAGACGGCUAGUGGCCGCAGCAUAAAUUGCUAACAACUAUUAAAAAAGGAAUCCUGUGGAGCUUUCCUGUUAAUAAAUGUGUAUCCUUGAGGCAUAACAUACACGAUAAAUGCAUUUCAUUCCACGUAACACAUUAGCGAGCUGAGCCGACUACGUUUCUUGACCACCAAACGUCGAUUAAUGGAUUAGCACGAAGCCGUUAGCCGGAAUGUGAAGCGCAUCAUCAGCAUAUUAAGGUAUGCAAACAGAACGGGGACAUGCGACUAAAAUGCUCCAUCGCACGACUGUAGUCUAAAGCUCCAGUUACUCUCCUCAUGAUCGUUAUUCAACUAUAUCUCUUCAUUUCGUUCACUAGCAGAGUAACGUGAGAGAAACUGGUUCUGAAUCUGUAAAACAGCAUCUCAAGUUUACCUCGUAUGCUUCAACCACAGCGGUUUGUAAUGAGGUGUAAAGACUCAAGUGGUCACACGUGUUGCAGCUGAUGGCCGCAGCCCACCGGCCAAUCACGGCGCACAGUGGGAAUGAUUGACAGUCACCAACUCCCUGAUUCCUCCGUCUGUAAAAAGGGCGUCAGACUCUCGCCAGGUGUUGAGACCGAAGGCGGGUUUUCGCCACUGGAGUGUUUUUUGGUGCAUUUGGCAACUCGCAAAUAUUUUUUCCUGAACAGCCAAUUGGAGUUUCCCAAAUUUGUUUGGCUGAAGUUGAACCAUUUAAGCUAACGCGUAUUCGUUCGUUGCGUUCGGACGUACUCGUUCCGCAUCCCGCCCGGUCCGAACGCGGCGUGAGGUGAUCGGACAAACCCGAUUGAACCUUUCGUGGACUUAAAAAAUGGCCACAAUAGAACAAUAUUUGAGUUAUUGGAGAACGAUGAAGUUGGGGGGAGUUUGAAUCGGCAGAAGUCUGCUUUAGCCGCGUAGAGGACGUUAGCUGCGUAGUGAGCUUUAGAAUCUUUAUUGCUUUUUAAAAGAUGUGAUGGUUGUAUAUAUUUCUGUCUUUGGACUAUUAGCAAUGUGUAAGAGAGCAUAUUUAAGCUCCAUAUUAUACUCCUUAGUGUGUGUGUGUGUGUUUACACUCUCCGCCUGCUCUUUUUACACUUUGUACCCGACUUUACUAAUAAUGUAGCUUAACUUUUUGUAGAUAGUUCUACUUCUUCUUCUUUGUUGUGCUGCCGACGCUUUGUUGUUUGCCCGAAGGUCUCGAGAUCGGGAACCAUUCGCCGUUUUUCUAUCCUGUCUGACCUUUAGUCUUUCUGUCGUUUUAAAGCAUAGACUCCUAUGUGGGGCACUUGAGGUAUCCCACAAUGCAUCAUUUCCACUGCGCGGUUCGGCUCGACUCGUUUUGGUACCACGUCCUUAUCCUAUCGCCGUUUGUUAAAAUCUGGGUUGAGUAAAUUUCAGAAAUAUAUCGAUCACUAGAUUGAUGCAGGACGUCCCACGUCACGUUAGUCACCAUUCUUCCCGACCAAUCAGUGAACUUUAACGCCUCCCUUUAGUAUCGGCUCGGCAGCGUGGAACCUUGACUGAGGUGGCACCCGAAACAAAAGGUAGGCCUACCAGAGACCCAAAAUCCAAAACUUUUUGCCAAUUGAGAGUCAAAGCCGAGCUGCGUGGAGCCGCACGGCGCAGUGGGAAUGCGGCAGUAGAGAAUAAAGCUGCGUUCACGUCUCGGUGAUGGAAGCUAGCGACGGUCAGGAUUUCAGAACUCGUCUCGUUCUGACCGACCUUCGGCUGACGGGCGGCAUCUUCCAAGUCGUCUACAGUUGGGUCAUUUCAGCUCGUGCCUCUUGACCCGCUCACGGUUCCUUGGCGGCGAUCGGCAGGUCGACCUCUGGUUGAGCCAAUAAACACGUCUUUAAAAACUGCCAACCAGACGACAAUGUGUUUGUGUAACGUCCGGAGUAAAAGAUGGCAGCAGCAGCGCGGCGUGGACGUGGCGUGAGCCGUGAUUGGCUCUGAGUGGAGUCUGAUAGAAUCGUCUGUCUCUCGACGGAGGUGAAUGCGUGGAGGCCGUGUGUGUUGUGUGUGUCGUAUGCGUUGGCGGUGUGUUCCGUAUCUGACAGGAAGCUGCAGAACCGCAUGACCCCCCCCGCCCCCCGGUCUCCUCCAACGAUGCCUUGGACAAGCCGCCGCUUUGCUCCUCUAAAAGUCCGUAAAAACACUUUUUUUAAACGUUCCGACUCUUCGGACUUGAAGCAGUCGGAGUACAGAACUGUGGAUCGCCGUCGGCUGUGAUUCAAAUGGUGCUUCUCUCUCUCUGCCUUUCACAUCCAACCCCCCCCCCACCCCCCCGCAUCCACACCGCAGAGAGCCAACCUCCACUCAGAACUCCAAACCUUUCCGUUUACCGAAUGUAUCGCGUGUCUGUACGCGACACGGAGGAUAACUCUUCAGCUGUAGCAAAAAAAUAUGCAAAUUUCACCAAAGAUGUUGCACGAAUUGAGAUUGGCGACGAGAAAAAUAAGUUUUUGGAAUAAUGGAGGAUUGAACGAGUAUUUGAACGAGUAUUUGAUGGGAAAGAGUACGGCUGAUGAAUAAAGAGUCCUGACCUGCAGACGAUCACUUAGAAACACGAUGAUUGUGACCCACUGUGUCCACGCUGCAGAGGAACCCCCCUGUAAAUAGUCAGCUGGGGACUGGACUGUUUUUACAAAGCGCGCUAAACAUAAUCGAGGCCGAGAUUUCGGCUCACUUUUUAUACGGUCAUCCCAUUUCUGAUGAUGCAUUAUAAUAAUGUUUACGUUGCAUUAUUACGCCACGGGUCACUCCGUUAGCUCGCUUUGUAAAGCGUCUGCGCAGCGUCACGUGACGCUACCGGUCACCGGGUCCCGUGAAGCCGGCCGACAUCCCGGGACCCUCUGUCACAUACGACACACACACACAUAUACACAAACACACAAUUGAUGCAUGCUUUUCUCUACAUACUCUUUAUCUUCCUGACAACUGAAUGUUGACGUCACAGGAAGUUGUUACUAAUAUGAAGCGAUUCAAUAAAACAUUUCAAAAAGACAAGAAAGAGACUGAA
Messenger RNA from Pseudoliparis swirei, 6165 nucleotides. RefSeq names its product CD99 molecule-like 2 (gene cd99l2). The transcript is spliced from 10 exons. The record is from RefSeq and is a predicted model, not a curated record. The coding region runs from base 598 to 1347 and encodes 249 amino acids. Lineage: Eukaryota; Metazoa; Chordata; Actinopteri; Perciformes; Liparidae.